Diospyros lotus (date-plum) is the source of this 1377-nucleotide messenger RNA. Its product is annotated as ARGOS-like protein. The transcript is spliced from 2 exons. Lineage: Eukaryota; Viridiplantae; Streptophyta; Magnoliopsida; Ericales; Ebenaceae. Gene Ontology annotation, biological process: positive regulation of organ growth. The coding region runs from base 798 to 1223 and encodes 141 amino acids. The record is from RefSeq and is a predicted model, not a curated record.
ACCCUGCCUUCUCUUCCUCUUCCUUCCCGUUCAAACCUCUCUCUCUCUCUCUCUCUCUCUAAAUCCAAUCACUGUCGUCUUGAUCUACCUCCUCCUUCCUUUCGUUCUUUCAUACAAAUACAGUGCUACCAAAAACCAACAUUAUCAAUUCCUCAUUCGCGUCAAUAUUCCCAUCAUCCCACACCCAACAGGAAUUCAACUCAACACACAACCCAACAGCCUCAGCUUCCCCACCGCUUCCGCUUCACCCAAAUCCCUCCAACCCGCAAAACAAUACCAAAUUCAAUACCAUUUCUGAUUUCUACUCUCCAGUUCAACCCCAAAAAGAAGAUGGCCAUGGCCAUGGCCGCACAGUCAUCCUGUUUCUCCCCUUUCUCUCGUGUAUUGGCUGCAGAGCUGAGCCAAAACUUUUAGCCUAGAGAAGAGACAGACACAGAGAGAGGGUCCGUGGGCGUGUCUUGAAAUGCUAAAUUUGAUUUUGAAACUUUCUUCCCAAUUCUGCCAUCAAAGUCUGCAGCAUAACUGUGCAGUUGGAUCAUCGGUGACCGUGGUUCGUGACUAGAGCAAGUGAAGCCAGCCUGAAUUGCCUGGUUGAUUCGGAGAAAUAAUUCACGUAACUGGAGAUAGAUUUAUGCUUUCUUUGCUGGAAUCCUGGACUCUGAUAUGAAACUACUCCACAUUUGAGAGAUCUGAAGAGUUACCUUGCGCUAUCAAUUGGAGUUGCAGAUUGGUGCCUGGAUCUGGUGGAUUUGGUUGUAGCAGCUAUCCGAUUCCUCGGACAGAUAUUAAUUUGUUGAAUGAUUGCUGGACAAAUAGUUGCUGAAACAGAAUUGAGAACGUCGUCGUCGUCGUCGUCAAACGGAGGUGUGAUUCGCUGGCAAGAUCAUAUGAUGGACAUGAGAAGAAAAAACGCCGCCGGUGCUCUUCAAGGAGCGAAGGGGAGGCCUAACCAGAAAAUAGAGUAUGGCCGUCGAACGUACACCCAAGGGCAGGGGCACGGCAGGAGGAUGUUUCCAGCGGCGGCGGCCAGCUAUUUCAACAUGGAGUCGAUGCUUCUGCUGAGCUGCCUGACGGUGUCGCUGCUGAUACUGCCGCUAAUACUGCCGCCAUUGCCGCCUCCGCCAUUCAUGCUGCUGCUGCUGCCCAUUGCCAUUCUGGCGGUGCUUAUGGUGUUGGCUUUCAUGCCUUAUAAUGUUCGAGAUGUUACUAAUACGUAUAUGUAAAACCAUUUCCCUUCCCUUUCGCACAUACCAUGCCAUACAUUUCGUUUCACCCGCGUCCUUCCCCAUCCAUAAUCGAAGAGUUCCAAUUUUCCUUUUUGUUUUGGUUAUUUCUUUCAAGUGUUCAGAAGAGUGAAAGGAAAUACAUAUUUUUGUC